This is a messenger RNA of Coccinella septempunctata (seven-spotted ladybird), 474 nucleotides long. RefSeq lists its product as uncharacterized. Lineage: Eukaryota; Metazoa; Arthropoda; Insecta; Coleoptera; Coccinellidae. The record is from RefSeq and is a predicted model, not a curated record. The transcript has a single exon. Bases 1 to 474 code for a protein of 157 amino acids.
AUGGACAACUUUGAAAAGCAUUGUCAGCCGAAGAAGAACGUGAUGUAUGAAUGCUACAAAUUUUUAAGCUGCAACCAGAAGGAAGGUCAAUCAAUGGGUACUUUCAUCACGGAACUGAAGACAAAGGCGAAGAAUUGCGAGUACGAAUCUGAAGAGGAAAUGGUACUUGACAAGAUAGUUAUGAGUAUACGAGAUAAAAGUGUUCGAGAACGCCUUCUGCAAACCAAGGUCUUGUCCUUGAGAAAAGCAAUUGAUGUAUGCCAAAUAGCUGAAGUUAGCAGACAUCAAAUAGAUGAGAUGGCAAUGAAGAUGGACAGCAGAAGCAUCAGGGAGGAUAAUAUCAACGUGUCCAAGUCUAAGAUAAGUACUUCAAACAUUGUAAGAAGAAAAAUGAAUGAUGUUAAUACUCCUUAUAAUUGUGAAAAGUGUAAUACUAAACAUAAUGCAGGUCAAUGUCCAGCGUUUGGAAAAUAA